Sitophilus oryzae (rice weevil) is the source of this 2291-nucleotide messenger RNA. Its product is annotated as leucine-rich repeat-containing protein 24-like. Gene Ontology annotation, molecular function: protein binding. The coding region runs from base 260 to 1987 and encodes 575 amino acids. Lineage: Eukaryota; Metazoa; Arthropoda; Insecta; Coleoptera; Curculionidae. The record is from RefSeq and is a predicted model, not a curated record. The transcript has a single exon.
GCUGCGGACGAAAAUCAUAGUGCGGUGAACCUGGCUCUGGAGCGCUUGCCGUACGCUGCCGGCUCCCAAACCUCGACUUCGCACUCGACUCCGGCGCCCGCUCGUCGCGUCUCUCUCGAAAAGUUUUCGCAUCGUUCCCAAAAUAAAAUCACUGGAUAAACAAACAACUAUGCAGUUCGGGAUGCCGUUGUUGUGUCGCGAGGCCAAAUCACGGCGCGCUUGGAUGGUCACUUGCCCUGAGACGAUAUGACUUCAGGCGAUGGGUAGCACUGUGUUCGUGCUGUCGCUGACCUUCGCGUUGGCCCUUUCGGCUCCGGACUGGAUGGACUGCCCGGCGCCGUGUCAGUGCAAGUGGAUAUCUGGAAAGAAAACGGCGUAUUGUAGGAAGCAAGGCAUCACUUCCAUUCCUACCUUUCUCGACGAGGGAAUGCAAGUUCUCAAUUUGUCUCUCAACACCAUCCCGAAAUUGCCCAAAGCCGCCUUUCAGAGCGUAGGCCUAAUCCAUCUCCAGAAGAUUUACUUGACGAAUAGCGGCAUUAGCGAGAUACAUCAGGACGCUUUUAAGGAUCUUAUUAUCUUAGUGGAGGUGGAUUUGUCUAAUAACUUAAUUAGCUAUCUCCAUCCAAAGACUUUUCACGGUAACGAGCGCUUGCGUCUUCUGUAUUUAAGUGGAAAUCCGUUAGGAACAUUAUCGGAGGCUCAAUUUCCCGUUUUGCGGCAUUUAAAAAUUUUGUAUCUGGAGCAGUGCCAGUUGGAGUUUAUUCAUAGAAACGCCUUUGUUAACAUUCCGACUUUGACGACGGUUAAUCUCCAACACAACUUUUUGCGCAACCUGUCAGAGGCAACGUUUAGGGGUUUCUCCUACUUAACCACCUUAGAAUUGGAAGGAAAUCCGUGGCGGUGUGACUGUGAACUACGCGGCUUUCGGGACUGGUUCGUGUCCAGUAAACUCGCCGGAUCUCUAAUGUGUUACGAGCCCGAAUCAUUAAAUGGACAGAUUUGGAAAGAUACACCUUCCACUGAAUUCGCCUGCCCACCGCAGGUGUUUGCUUAUCCCCAACAUCAAGUUCAAGCCGAAGCCGGUGGUAAUAUUAGCUUCGGGUGCCAUGUUCUUGGUGAUCCAGAGCCUCAAGUAUCUUGGCUCUAUGAAGGUCAUCCGAUUAACCAUACAUGGUUAGUUAUGCAAGCCGAAGAAGGACUCCUCGAAAAGUGGGUCAAUAUUACUAUAUCCAAUGUCAGCGAUGCGGAUGUGGGCUUAUAUACAUGUGUAGCUAGGAAUCUACUAGACAUAGACGAAGUGAAUGUGACUUUAGUGCUUCCGGAGGUUGUAACCGCGACCACCCUUAGUAAAUCGGACACUGCGGUGGUUUGGUGGGGUUUAAUGGUGAUAAGUGUGACUCUAGGAUUAUCGACUGUGAUUGCUGUGGUUGCGGUGUGUUGUGCCCGCAAGAGAAACAACAUGCGCCAUGGCUUGCAGGCCAGCGUUAGUUUUACGGACCAGGAGAAGAAGUUACUGGACGCCAGCAUUGCUACUACUACCGACCGAGGCACGGGUAGUAUGGAGGCCAUAGGGCCAGACCUCGAUAUCAUGGAUCAGCCUGUGCAUAUCACGAUCGAGCGCGAGCCCGUACCGAUGGUGGUGUUUCCACCCCCGCCAGAAUUCAGUACCAGCGUCCUUCCAGCCGGCGCCUAUGGUAACAUUUUUAUUUCGGUGUCAGUAAGCCGUGACCCUACGGCAGACAUUUCCAGGUGUCCCGACCUGCUAGAUCUGCCGCCCCGACCAAAGCGGGUGUACCAUGGUAUGGCGACGUUGCCGCGUCGCCCUAUUCCGCCGCCCAACUACGACAACAUGGGUCCACGAGUGACGGCGGGGGGCAGUUCGACUCUGUCGUUGCCAGACGCCACCGCCGCCCCCGCACAAACAGAGCUACCAAUUCCCAAACUACCACUUUGCGCCCCCCCUGCCCAAGAGUUUGUCUCUCUCUAACCUCCUUAUGGUUAAUCUUCAAUUAGUGCCUUUGCUCACAUCAACAAUUUACUUUUAACUAAUUAUAGAUGUACGAUUUUUCUAAAUUGUUUCUCCCGUGUGAUGUUUCAAUGUUCAAAUCUCAUGACUAUUCUUUAAGACCAUCUAAGCUCUCCCUGUAAGUGUCUCUAAAUAUUCUCGCGUAGGAUGCUCUGUGUCAGCAAGAAACCCUUCAAAAUGAAAAUAAGACUUUAAUUGCACUAUUGAGAAUCCAUUUAAUUUAUGUAUUGUUAAAUAUGUUAGAGAAAUAAAUUAAUCUUUUUUA